Molecule: messenger RNA, 1908 nt
Organism: Ziziphus jujuba (common jujube)
Lineage: Eukaryota; Viridiplantae; Streptophyta; Magnoliopsida; Rosales; Rhamnaceae
Product: nuclear distribution protein nudE homolog 1
Exons: 7
Coding region: 146-1663 (505 amino acids)
Source: RefSeq, a predicted model, not a curated record
CUUUUAUACAUUUUCCCUCCUCUUUUCAUUUUCCGCUCCAUUUUCAUUCUUUGUUUCAAUCCGAUCGGAUCUGAAAACUCCAUCUUCUCCCCUCUUCUUCUUUCUUUUCUGUGAAACCCUCGGCUUCCCUCCUCUUUCAAAAAUCAUGGGGAAGCAAUCCAAAGCCAAGAGAUCGGAUACUUUCGGGAAAGGGAAAGUGACUCCCGUACAUAUCGCUUUCAUCGUCGAUCGCUAUCUCUCCGAUAACAAGUUCUCCGAAACUCACUCCGUUUUCAGGAACGAGGCCUCUUCUCUCUUAUCCAGAUCUCCCGUUCAAGAGGUGCCGAAGAGCUUACUGAGUUUGGCGACGAUGUUGAACGAGUAUAUAAUUUUGAAAGAGCAGAAGGUUAUGGUGGAUCAGGAAAGGGUUCGAUUGGAGCAGGAAAAUAGUCGGAUCCAGUGUCUGUUGCAGGGAAUGGAAAAUGUCAUGAGAGCUUACAAUGCCAGCGGAAGCCAUCCUACGCCUACAAUUCCUGGUGCUGCUCCUUCUCAACCGCUCGUCGCGGUUCCUCAGUCCUACUCCUUUAGUGGGUCCCCUGCAGGUUUUCCUUUGCACAAAACGCCCAUUAUUCAUCCAGUGUCCAAACCUUCCAACAUCAAUUCUGAACCUGUGAACUUCUUAUCACCAAUUACAAGCCAACCAUCUUCAAAUAAGAGAAAAGUCUCUAAAGUAGUUCUGGAUGCCCCUCCAGCUGCAAAGAAAUCUCGGGGCAAAUUAUCUGCCCAGAAGCCGCCGGCGAAAGAAAUUUCAAGGGCUGGUAGUGCAGAUAAUGCUCAAGAAAGUGCUCAGCCCUCUUGUGCACCUGAGCCAUCAGCCAACAACUGCGCACCCAGUGGAUCAUUGGUUAAUGGGUCAAGUGUGGCAAAGUGUUUGUUCAAUCAGCCUUCACUCUCCAUUCCAACAAAUUCUGGUCCCACAACUCCUCCACGAGCAAAUUCACCUGUAAAUGACAAAUCCAUAUCUCCUCUUGAGGUUACUUCCAUUGCUAACUGCAGUAACAAUAAUACUCCUGAAGAGGGAACCCCAACACGAUGCACUGUAAUUUCAUCCAAAAGAGUGACAGUGAGCCCCUUCAAACAAAUGACUUAUUACAUGGAGAGAAACCAUUGCAUUUCCAGUUCCUCACCGGUCAAGACGAACUUUAAGAGGCAGACUAAGAAAGAUCAUGUCAAAGGGAGGCUUGAUUUUGAUAAUUCUGAUGAACUAAUUAGCUCAGACAGACCAAUUGCAGAAGAGAUUUCUACUUCUGAGUCUGAAAAGGACAUAGAUUUUUUUGACAUUGAUUUGCCUAAUUUAGAUGCCCUUGGAGCGGAUUUCAACUUCACUGAUGUGUUAAAAGAAUUUGAUUUUGAAUGUGAAGGAGCUGGGUAUUCUUGCCAACCAGCCAUAGGUGCUUCUACGCACACUGCUUCAGGGUCACCUCAUGAACCAGUGGAUGAUAAUAUGGGAGUUAAUCAAGUUAUGUCAGAGUUCUCAUCAACCGUGACAGAAGUACUAAAAGAUGUGAAUGUGCAAGGCCCUGAUUCUUUGACCGCAAUGAAGUCUUUCACAAGAUGCAUAAAAAUUAUAAGCCCUGUGAAAAAUCGUGGGACUGUGGAUCAGAAUUCUUCUGCAAGGAACUAACUAGAAUUGGGAAUGAUUUUAAGAUGACAACAUGUAUAACUGCAAAAGAUUUGUAACUAUGUUAACUUGUUCUAAACAACCAUCGCAAGCUGAUUUUGGAAUAUUAAUUUAUAUACUAUAUUCUUUAACGCUGUGUCUAAUCUAGCUUGGGUUGAAGGUCCUAGCCUGUAAAGGUGAUCAUUAUUCCUGUUCCAUAUGUAUCUUAUUUCUCUGAAUAUAUAUAGAUCGGGUAUUGUAUUUUUUAA